AUGGCGGACCUGACACGGCAUCUUGUCAAUGAUGCCUGGGGGACGUCUUGCACAGAGCUUCCCGACGGCGACACGCUAGGAAUCUUCGGCAGCGGCGGGGGAGCCCCGCAGAUUCUGGGUUCCAACUUCAACAAGUACUGCCAACCGGUGAACGUCGCCAACGAGUACACCAGUACUGGCGCCUUAUCGGUUUGGGGAUGGCUGUUCACUAUUUUCUUCACUUGGUCGGGCUUUGCCUUCCUCAUCGUCGGCAUCUGCUGGGCGAUCAGCCUUCCCCGCAAGGUGGCCACGCAGUGGAGGACUAUUCGUGCGCGACGGGCUUCGCGACAGAGUCCUCUCCUUGCCACGGGCGUGUAA
Messenger RNA from Symbiodinium sp. CCMP2592, 357 nucleotides. The record is from the annotation of a GenBank genome assembly. Lineage: Eukaryota; Dinophyceae; Suessiales; Symbiodiniaceae.